Molecule: messenger RNA, 4658 nt
Organism: Danio aesculapii
Lineage: Eukaryota; Metazoa; Chordata; Actinopteri; Cypriniformes; Danionidae
Product: natural killer cell receptor 2B4-like
Exons: 7
Coding region: 40-1128 (362 amino acids)
Source: RefSeq, a predicted model, not a curated record
CAACAGACACAGAAUAACUGACAUUUGGUUCGCUAAAAGAUGACUUUUCGGCUGCUGCUGUCAUUUUUUCUUCUAACACACAACACAGGGUUCAGUGCUGAGAUCUCUGUGUUUGUGCAGACUGGAGAUUCUGUUCAACUGGAUAUACAGACACAACAACUACCAGAGUUUGAGCAUUUAUUCUGGAUAGAUGAAAAAUCAGAAUCUAUAGUUAAAUAUAAUUAUGACGAUAAAAAAUUUAAGUUUUACGAUUCCUACAAAGAAAGAGUGUAUUUCAAUGAUACAAGCUUCUCUCUGACAUUGAAGAACACACAGAAGAUAGACAGUGGACUCUACACAGCAAGAAUAAGUGGAAAAUUGAACAAAGAUAUUCUUACAUGCAAAGUUUCAGUUAUUGAUGAAGUGGAAGCUCCAGUCCUGGCUGUAAACUCAAACUGGUCCAGUUCUGAACUGUGCAGCUUUACAUGUAGUGGACGUGAUAUUAAUAUUAGCUCCAUCCAUAACAGUAGCAGCUGUCCUGAGGAGGAAGUGACAUCAGCUGAUUACCACACCAUUCGAAUGAACUGCAAUAACACCUUCAUCAUGUGUAACUACAGCAACCCAGUGAGCUGGAAAACUGAUAUUAAGAAGGUUCAUGAACUCUGCACUGUUUAUCCAGAAAAAAGAACAUCUGAAAAACCAACUGCGUUUCUCCUCUGGUUGAUUACUGUUAUUGUCCUAGUCACACUGGGAAUGUUGGUGACAACCGGUUUCUCUAUUUACAGGAGAAGUAAAGGCUAUUCUGUAGAUGCCCAGAUGAAUAUACCAACAAAAGUCUACGAGAACGUUGAUGAGAACAAGCCACAAAAGUCACCAGAGAUGUUGGAAAAAACUGAAAAACCUGUCACAGUUUAUCAUACUAUUGGAGAAAAACCUGACCUUGCCAUCAGAACCAACACCACACUUAACAACCCCACCGUUGAUCAGACUCCGACAUCAGUCAAAGAAAACAACAAGUCUGCUGGUCCAGUCACCAUUUACUGCACCAUUGAGAAGCAACCAGACCAGCCCAAACCUGAAACAGAAAACACCAUUUAUGCUGUAGUCAAAAAGCCAUUCCCUGGGUUUGAAUCUCCAAAACUAGACUAAAAGUGACCUUUUAAAAAUAUCUGAACCAUUACUGAUCAAAAUGACAUUAAUCCAAAUUAAGACAUUAAGUGUUAAAACUUAAAUUCAAUUAAGUGUUCAAUUCAUCUUUAUUUCUAUAGUGCUUUUUACAAUGUACUGUAGUUUGCACCAAAGCAGCUUAACAUAGAUGAGAAUAAGAGAAAAGAAUUAAAAGUUAUGACAAUAUUUUAGAUUGAAGGACAUUCCAGUAAAUCAGACAAGGAGCAGAGUAGUGGUAGAAUGCUGCUGGAGUUCUGGUUAAAUUACAACUGAUUCAGUUCAGUGCAAUACAAAUGAAAAUGAAAAUGAAGUGAAAAACUAAUAUUGGGACAAACCAUGCUCAGCUGAGGUGACCGGUUCUCCUUUGGUCAAAUGUAAAAGGGCAGAGCUGCAGUCUGGAUUUCAGUGGCUUGAGAACAACGGGAGACCAUCAUAAAGAAGGUGCAGGUCUGGAUGCGGUCCAGAUCCAAGAUUAUGUGAAUUUCAGGAUAAAGAUAAACAGACAGACUAACAUGAGUGUAGAUGGCAUUCAAAUUACGGUGUCAAAUUACAGUGUCCUGAUUGAUGCAGCUUUGCAUUCCUUUAGAGCCGCUACACCAAACAACAAGCACUGAUGAAAUCUCCUGUAGGGGGAAGAUCUACCCCCUACAGUCGAUUUUGAUAUUCCAGGAAUACACAAUUGUCCAGAAUUAAUUGAAUGGACGUGAGGGACUGUAAUACACCAAGAGCUCCCUCAAAUACUGGUGAGUCAAGUCAUUUAGAGCUUUGUAAGAAGUCAAUAAGAUUUUAAAAUUGAUAUAGUGUUUAAUAAGGAGCCAAUGCAAUGCUGACUGAACUGGACUAAUAUGAUCACAUUUCUUAGUUCCAGAAAACACUUUAGCAGCUGCAUUUGGAACCAGCUGAAGUUGCACAUUAAAUAAUAGUACAAGCCAUUAGUACAACCAGGGAUGGGCAAAAAAACAUUGAAAUGUAUUUUAAAAUGAAAUACCAAAUUCAUAAAUUUUAAAUGUUGUAACACCUCCUCUAUGUAUGCAAGAUGUUAAACUGAGGGAGUUCACAGAAUUUUUAUUUCACACAUACUGAAAUUUAAAAACUUCACAAGCCAGUUUUUUUUCUUCUUGUUUACUUUCUCUACAUGUAAAUAUAGCCCAUACAAACAAAAGCAUUCAAUAUACAGAACUAAGUAUUCAUUGAAAGUACACAGUCUGUUUAAAUGAAAUAGAUGGUGAGAUAAAUGUUGUAUAGAUUGUUUUUGAGUGCAAUGCAAUGAUAUCCACUUCCUCACUCUGGGAAAACGAUAGCACAAUGAGGAACUUAAGAGUCACUGACCUUCAUUCCAAGUCUAAGCAUAUAGUUCACUUGUCGAUGUUGAGUAUAAAGAUUGCUGAAACCCAAUCAACAAAGUCCAAUGAAAGUAUCAAUUACCACAUCUGAAACCCUCCAGGACAACAGGUCCUGUAUUUGAGCAGCAACAAUAAUGUUCUCAAAGAAAUAUCAGAAGCAGAAUGGGUCGGUAGCCUUAGUUAUAAUGUAGUUAUAAUGUAGACAAUGUUUAAAACCAUUAAACAUUAAUUUCAAAGAUUUCUACAAAAAAUAAAAUACUUUUAAAAAUGUUGGCAUUUAAGAGACAACAACAGCAAGUAGUAGGGACCUGAAGGGUCUCAGAGCAAAAUCUUUGUAUGUUUGUUUUAUGCCUGUACACUUACAAUUGUUUACAAAUUCUGUUUUAAAGGCUAUUCUGUAGAUGCCCAGAUGAAUAUACCAACAAAAGUCUACGAAAACGUUGAUGUAAGUUUCAUCCCACUGUUCUCAAUUACCCAGAGAUCAAUUUUAAAUGGAUUUCACCAGUCUAUCUAUUCUCUUUUAAAACAAGUAUUCAACAUAUUUGUAACCCUAGACCACAAAUAAGUAUCAAUCGUAAGCUUUUAAUUGUAUGUAUGGUUUGUAGUAAUAGAAGACUAUUUGGCUGAGAUACAACAUAAUAGUUAGCAACGGACAUUACUAUUCAGAAAUUAAGAUUAGAUAUCAGGGAUGUUAAAAUUAAUUGUUUCUUCAGAGCACCGCGAUGCAGACGCGGACAAUUCGCUAUCAGUUCAGUAAUAAUCGUAACUCGUUUUUAUGUACUGACGUCAUUUAUCUCAUAUGCGCUAUGUCGCCGUUGCUUACUAUGGCGAGGGAGGCGGGUGCGGGUAUUUAAAACGCUCAAACUAUUUAAAAACGCAGAAACUGUGCACAAUUUCACUGUGUGUUUUUGCUGGACAAUCUUUCACUGACACUUGCAGCAGAAGCCCCUAUUUCACUGCGAUUGAGAGAAUGAAAGUAAACUCCAUUUCUCUCUCUCACUGUGGCCCAUUUGACCUGCUGGCAUCACUUUUCCUCCCCUCUUACAGCGAUAAUUCUGGAUCCAGACACGAGCGUGUGUCGGCAGAGUUUUCUCCACCACGUCUAUCAUGGAUCAGCUGUGAUCGCCGCUGCAGUUUAUCAGUGUCAAUCAUCGGAUAGCAGCGCCCAAGCGUUAGAGCCAAUUGCAGCCCUUUCUGUUGAGCGUGUGACCAAUCAAAGGGGUGUAAGAAAGAACUCGCUAGACAAGGUUCAGAAAGCGAGCGGGAUAUUUAUAUUUAUUUGCUAUAAAUGUUUGUGUUGUUCUUUGCAUGUACUUGAGUUUAAGGUACAGUUCAUAUAUUUGACUGUAUUAAAGGAAAAAUGUAUUACAAAUAGUAUAUAAAUAUACAUUUUAAUUGUUGUGCUGUGAAAAAAUUAUCAAUUUGUAUAUUGACAGCAUCGUCAGUGCACUGAGAUAUUAAAUUGAACUGAAUCGAUGGCAUGAUAAUCUUGUUUACUUUCUCUACAUGUAAAUAUAGCCCAUACAAACAAAAGCAUUCAAUAUACAGAACUAAGUAUUCAUUGAAAGUACACAGUCUGUUUAAAUGAAAUAGAUGGUGAGAUAAAUGUUGUAUAGAUUGUUUUUGAGUGCAAUGCAAUGAUAUCCACUUCCUCACUCUGGGAAAACGAUAGCACAAUGAGGAACUUAAGAGUCACUGACCGUCAUUCCAAGUCUAAGCAUAUAGUUCACUUGUCGAUGUUGAGUAUAAAGAUUGCUGAAACCCAAUCAACAAAGUCCAAUGAAAGUAUCAAUUACCACAUCUGAAACCCUCCAGGACAACAGGUCCUGUAUUUGAGCAGCAACAAUAAUGUUCUCAAAGAAAUAUCAGAAGCAGAAUGGGUCGGUAGCCUUAGUUCACCAUGUGGUUCCCUCUACCAAACACAACUCACUUACUCUAUGGUGACCUGGACUAUAUCCGUAUAUCACUCCCCUCUAGUGCAGCCUAGUGGCCCGUAGUAAUAUUGCAACCACUGUUUCUGACAUCACAAAUAACUAAAAUAAUAAAAGAAUGUAAUGUUUGUUUAUUACAAUGUACCAAAAUAAACUACAAAAUAGCCACAAAAAGUAUCAAAAUAAAAUACUGUAUUUUUUAAUUUGAAAAAAACUACAAAAUACAAACCUUCCAUCA